AACUCGAUGUGAACGGAUCGUUCGUCAGAGACCGUGAGUCAGAGAGUGGAAGUGCGCGAGGAGUGUGUGAGUGAGAAGAAGUGUGAAGUAGAAAAGUUAAAGGCAAAGCACACGAGUGCAGGAAGAGGAAAUCCCUGGUAGCCGUGUUUGUGAAGUGGAAAAAUACCCCUUUUCCAGUAUAACAACGGCGCCCACUUAUACACCAAUAAUAAUUUAAGCGAAUUGCCCCAACUAAUCGCGAAACAGUGCGAAACGCAACAGUGCUCUACAUGCGCUAGUUUUCUUUUCAUCGUUCAGUGAAAAAAGAAAAGAGGUGUGUGAGAGUGUGUGUGUAUACGUACACGACGCGUGAGCAUUUUGCGUGCCUGCAUUAGGAGCACUCGUCGUCGAUGCACAGUGCAUUUGUUCUAAUUAGAAGGCGCAUUCGGUGUACCCCAGGGGUUAACAUUUUCGCAAGACAAUUGUGUUUGGCUGUACGGCAGGAGCGAAACAGCGAGCGGAGUCGACGCGCAAUUGUCGUGUGUGUAUAUGCAUGUGUGUAAAUAGACGUCACGUCCGAAACGGUCGAAAAAGUGAAAGUGCAAAAACACGGCAGGAACCAUACCUCCACCCACAAGAGAGAGCUGUGAAGAGAACGAGAGACUACUCCAGGCGCGAUGACAAACUCGCACAAUCGUAACGGCCGCAAUGCUGGCAGUGGUAACCAUGCCGAGCGGUACUUCCACAACCACAGCCCGCAGCAGCUGAGCCCUUCGACGCAGCAACAGCAGCAGCAGCAGCAGCAGCAGCAUGGUGGCAACACCGGAAGCAAUGGCAAGCAGCAGCGUGGAGGAGGCCGCAGUCAGCGGUCACCGAGUGCGAACUACUUCCGUAGUAUUUUCUCCUCGUCCAACACAAUACCGAUAGUACAACAGCAGCAGCAGCAGCAGCAGAGGCAACCGUCGUAUUCACCCACCGGUGGACGAGGUGGUGGUGGUCGCCAUAGCAACAACAGCAGCAACAGCUCAAACAGCUUUAAUCAGCGCUCCAGUCCGAGCAGUAGCGGCAGCUUCCCGAUGAUGAUGUCCUCGCCGAUGGGAGCUGGUACGGCCGCCGGACCUGUAUCAGGUUCGCCGCCAAACUUUUCCCACUUUGCGGGCAGCAAGUGCUAUGAUGCACCCGCACCCACCGCGCUGCCGAAGCCUCCCGUCCACUGGACCGUCGGUGGCGGCAAUGGUAGCAGCAGCAGCAGCAGCACUACUAGCAUUAGCAGUUCCUUCUCGUCGAUGAUGAUGAUGGCGAGUGGCGGCGCCGUCGGGGGCGGUUCAUCCGUCCACACUUCGAUGGCCGGUGGCGCUAAUAGAAAGGGGGCGGCAGGAUCCUCCUCCAUCAACGUGGGGCUGAAGCAGCAGUACCACAGCCAGCAGCAGCAGCAGCAGCAGCAGACGCGACUGCGGACCAAGGCGAUGAAAUCGUGUGCAUCGGCUGCGGCCAAGGCAAGCAAUCGCCAUGCCGCUGCCUUCACGCACAAUCUGAAAACGAUUCUCAACGUGCAGGCUUAACAACCCGUCGUCACCAUAACAGCCAGCAGCAAUGGCAGACAGAGUAGCGGCAGUGGCAGUAGCAGAAACAGUCUCGAGCAAGUGAUGCGAGAGCAAGAUGAUGAUAAUACGAUAACGAUGACGACGAGCGUUGAAGGCGCUAGCGACAAGGAGCUGUCGACGAUACGGCGAGAAGAAGAUGCGCCACCGCUCAUGGUGGUGCGCCAGCGGAAACGGAAUCGACGGAGGAAAGCUAAGCAGCAACACCAGCUGCCCGCGAAAGCGACAGAUGUGAAGAAGCAGUAAAUGUGCCCAACUAUCCUCAUCCCCCUUUAAUUUGUGAGCGAUAGGUAGUGAGAGAAACUGGCGAGAAAUCAACAUUCAGUGACCUGCAAAGGUUUGCGCAGAAGGGAAAUAAUACCCGUUCGUGGGUAUAUGGUUGGAAGAAAGUGAAUGGUUCCAUCAGCUCCACGACACAACCACUCAUCCCUAGAGAGCAAAGCGCGCAGAGUCAUCCUGCAGAUGUGCCGUUGUGUCAUUGUGUGACAGUUUCUUCCUUUUAGGGAGCACCCGGCCGUCUCACAUGCUGUGAGAAUACAAACCCCGUUCUGUUGCACCAAAAGGGGGUCGACCCUUUUCAAGCGCAGUACGCGGACGGUUUGGGAAGGUGUAAUUUCCUGUCGAAAUCUGGCUUGUGGUUUCUUUCUAUCAUCGAUCUACAACGUUGAAGAGAUAGAGAAUGGGAGAAGUGCGCUCAUCGCACCCUUUGUGGUGCUGUGUUGUUGCUAAUGCAUGCAGAUACCGAUGUUGGUUGCGUUGGUUGCUAUCGUAACCGUCACCGCCGUCGCCGCCGUAUGUCGCCUUCCGCAAAUUUGUCGACACGAUCAUCAUCAUCAUCAUCAGUGUACGAUCGUCGUUUGCACUGAGGUUGUAAAUGCUGCAUCUACCGCCUCUGCGCCUGACUGCGAGGAAGUAAGAAAGGAGAGAAUCAUCGGCGGCCGCAGAAGGAGGAGAUCAAGGUAGGAGUGCGUGGUAGGGAAGGAUAGGAGAAGGUAGGAGUAGUCUUACGUGUAUGUAUGUAAAGGAAUCCUUAUGACUAUAUGUGUUUUUUUUUGUUUCGAACGUUCUGAUUUCGCGGUAUAUAAUGAUCCCAAGUUAAAACUUUUAUUUUGAACGAUCCAUUACGAUGUCGCGAUAAAAGUCGUACGAUAAUUAUAAAUGACAGAAGAAAGGGAACUAAAGAUAAAUGGUACAACCCUCCCCCACUAGCAGACGAGGUUGAAGUUGAGGGCAACAGCAAAGGACAUGCGUUAGCAGUGUGCUGUGUGUGUGUCUCGCUAAACACGGAUGAUGGGGUAGGGCGAAAUUUAAAGUACACAACGAUAGGAGAGGAAGAGCGAGAGACAAUGAAGAAGUGCUUUCGGUAUACAGACAAAAGCAUUCGUCAUGUGUGUGCAAGUGUCUCGCGGAAGGACAGGGUUAGGACAAAGAGAGGAAAACUGAUGGUGCAGGGUGCAUGGUUGGAGUGAUAAAACACGGAAAUUUAUCAGUAGGGCCAGCUAUUAGUGCCAGUAGUAGGUGAGACACGAGGCACACUAGAGACCAAAAGUGCGUACGGUUUUUUUUAGAAGAGGCAAGUCCUGAUAAUGUACUCUAGAGCACAGCGAUAGGCACACUCAAGCCUCUGAAAGGAAGCAAUCAUCAUCGUGUGUGGGUGUGGGUGGGUUUUUUUUCUUUCGCAAACACAUGGUGUUUGGUGUAUUGGCUGCUGUGCCCAUGUAGCUAUAACUUCGACGUUUUCCGUCGUUGCAUAGCGUUGCCAUACUCUCUCUUUCGUCGCCUUGUUAAGGACGGGGGAAGAGAAUGUCGGCCGCAGACGUUUGUGCAGCGAAAACAUUGUUGAAUUUUUUUCUUCUUUUAAUUAUCUUUUGCAUAAGAUAUAACCUUUAUACUUUUAGUGCGUUUUAUUCUAGUUGUACUACCUGUGUGCGUGUACUUUGUACGCCAAAUUGAGUUGGUGCCAAGCAUUGUGAUUUUCGGUCGGCUUAAUAAGCAGCCGACUGUUAAAAUUUUGAUUAACAUUUAUAACUUUUUCCUUUUUGUCUGUUUUGUAAACUACUACACGACCCCUUGGGGGCGAACAACGAAGGCAAUAAUGUUUUGGCGAUCCCUUCAAACCUAAUGCCUGGACACAUCCGUGCGCAUCAUUCCGAACGGAAGGUUCUCCGUGAUGGUGGUGGAGUGUGUGUGCAUCGUGUAUUGUUCACAACAGUUAUGCUCAAGCGAAGCGAAGCGGUACAUGUUUUGGGAUCCACACAACUGUUCCCUUUGUUUUGUUUCCUGGCUAAUAGCCGGACAAUGCAAACUUACUUCCAACGUGUUUCAGAGCCUUUCUCUGCCGCAACGUACCUUCCUUCCACAUUCGUACUAUUAUCGCCCAGUAGCGAAUACCUGUUCACUUCAAUUUGUACUUCUGUAAGCCCACCGCCCAGCAGCGAUGUGUAGAGUAUGGAGCAUAAUUUGGCAAAGUUGGAAACAUAAACCACCCAGGGCGUGUACACUAUGAUAUGGGACACGGGAGGGGAUAUUCCUGUUUCUCUUUCAUUUUGGACACUUACAAAUUAGUAUAUAAGUAGUUUUUUUCCAGUCAGUCAGUCAGUUUGGAAAGUACCGAGACCCACAUACACACACACACACACACACCCACGCACACAACUGUCCAACGGAUCGUAAUCGAUAAUAUGACGAUAAUAAGUGGACAGCAGAGGGUAAUGGAUUGUUGUCUGCUUUGUUUUUGCUUCUCUUUUUAAGAAAAAAAAACGGUGAUAUAAAUUUGAAUUUUAAGAAACAGAUUUUCUAUGCUAAUGAAGAUGAGAGGAUCUCCCGCGCGCGUCCGUUCACGCACAGCAACCAGACUCACUUACACGCACAGGUGUAUUACGGUGCACUUCGAUGUGUGUAAAAUUAGAAUGAAGGAUACAUGGUGGAGUGUUGCUGCGCGCGCGGGUGUGUUUAUAUUAUCUGACGUGAGGAAGGAAACCAGUUUCAAUUGUACAAAGGAUAUAUUAUAUAUAUAUACAUUUAAAAAAACACAAACAAAAUUUGCACACAUUCAGAGACAGAAGAUGUAGAUGAAUCAACAGCAGCGAAAGAGUCGAACCGAGGGAGUAAAAACUGUGGUAGGAGAGAAAACAGUCGUAAUGUGUUGUUUGCUGUUUCGUUAACUGAGGCAAUCGUGAGUUGGUUGGGUCUUAGGUUCUCGAUGGGAUUGGCAGCAAAGUGGGAGUUUGUUUGGGCGAAAGAGAUGUAAACACACCAGAGCAUAUUAGCUCACAAAUCACCAUACUGGUGAAAAUUGGCGAAUUUGAAAGCUGUAACGUAGAAUAAUUUGGCCAUCGUCUCGCCUCCUAUCGUGGCGAGAAAAGGUGCAGAAUGUGGCACCGGGUACAGGUACUAUUAAAUUGGUAUUUCCAAAUAUCCUUUUUUUCUUGGCAACAUGUAUACCCGUUUUUGCUCUAUUUGUGAUAUUCAGCCUUGAGAACUUAGUGAACUUUUGUUGGCUGUUUUUGAAAAUGUCCCUCGAAUUUGUUUUGCAAUGCAGAAAUUAUAGAUAUCGUUUGCAUUUGUACAAAAGUACCUGUAAAUAUUUAAAAUUACUUCAGAAGGAAAAUAAUCUACCCUUUUGGGCAAUAUCUUUUCAUUCCGUAAAUAUCUAUAACCCCAGAUGAAGUGCAACAACUUGGUAGAUACGUCUGUAUCUAGUUCCUUUUAGUACGUCAAGGCCUUUUUUGCAUCGACAGGUGCAAAAAUCGUAUUCGUAUUAGUGUCACGCAAUAUUAUUAUUGCAAUAUUCGCCCUUGAGAUGCAAUAUUCAUUUUACUUCUGAAUCUAGCUCUACAUAGAUUGUUUUGUUUUGUGAUAUGUGUACCUUUAGCUUAUCAAAUUUUGCCCAUCGGGAUUUCACUAAUUAGACGAUACGAAUAAUAUGUGCAGCGUGACCAAGAUGAAGAGAGAGAGAGAGAGAGAGAGAGAGAGAGAGAGAGAGAGAGAGAGAGAGAGAGAGAGAGAGAGAGAGAGAGAGAGAGAGAAAAGAACUACUCCGCUACAAAAGCAACAACCAACCCCAUCCAGUCCCAAACACAUCGAAGAACGGGGCAGGAUAAACGCAUUGCUCGAUGCAAAGUGCAAAGUAGAGGCAGCAGCAAUCGCAGUACAAAAACUCAAACCAACACUAAGCGCGCUGUAUGUUUUACACUAGGGGGGAAUACGUGGUGGUAAGGAGCGGGUGGUGCUGGGUGUUAUUUGAUGGGCUCAAGAGAUGCAACGAUCAUGCAAUGAGAAUGCAAUGAAUGAGCAGAGUUGGCACUAACGACUAACAGUUGUGUUGGUGUGCUUUUAGGUCCUGGAAAUGCAACUCCCAUAUCCCCCUUCUCUUGAUUAUCACCAUCACCCCGUCCCCCCCACCCACCUGCAAUGAAUUGGAGGCACUAAGUGUGUUGUUAUUACUCAAAUUGGUGUCUGUGUGUUGUGGUCCGUGUUAAAAUUAACUCAACUGAAAACAGACAGAAUGGAAAUGCAUGCUGAACUGAAGGAAAUUACGAAGCCCCCCCGAGCGGGAGUUCCUUUGGGUGGACAAAUUUGUGAUGUAAAACGAUAGUUGGAGCAGGUGCGCGUAUGUGCGUGUGUGUGUGUGUGUGUGCGGGUCUUUAUGGAACCAUAUUUACCAUCGUGUUCCUCCCCCAGUUACGUUCUCCUAACAUUGUUAGGCCACAUUGUAGCAAUUCAAUUUUACAACGAAAUGUUAUUUUUUUCUCGCCGAACAAAAGGAUGAGAAGAUAAGUUCGCAAAGGGUCAAAACAACGGUGUGUAAAAGCGCAUUACUGUUGUGUUAAAAGAAACAAUCUUUAAAAUAUUUGGGUGGCGUUUGGUUCAUUCCUUUAGAAGGUUUAGUUUUCCUUUUUCUUCGCUCUAUCGUUUUUAAUUUAAAAUUAUUUUUCCCCCAAACUUCUUUCCUCAAACGAAUCAAAAAAGGUGAUAUAGUAUCAAGUGCAAUUUCAUCCCCCCAAUAUGCUUCUGCUUCCUGUCUCCACUUCAAAAAUUAAAACAAAUUCCAAGCUUUUCCAAUCCAUCCGUGUGUGGUCCUUUUCUACACAACCCUAAAGUUCUGGAAGUUUUAGAUAAAAUUCUCCCCCAGCUACUGCGUCCUUUAUCCUCCCGUAGUCGUAGUUUGUUCAUUCGAUUGCAAUACUUUGAUUAUACACAAUUAAAAUAAUAAUUUCGUUUAUUUUUCGGGCCCAUUUGUUGUCCAACGCAAACGCUGUGAGACAACAUCCCCGUGAUCUCAAUUGAUUGUGAUCUAAAAACUAAACCAUGAUGGAGGUGGUGUGCGUUUGUGUUGUCUUUUGCGGUAGGGGUAAAGCUUAUCUCGAGUUGUGAGAGCGAAUAGUGCAUAAAAAAAUAGAAAGAAGGAUCAUGAGACUGCAGACAGACGAAGCAUUUUUAGUAAAAUAAGAAACAGGCAGCUUUGAACCCAAAUUACCCAAGUGCGUGCCUGGGGGGGAACUGUUACGGUUUCCAUUCCAGUCUGCAGUUCUCGCGUAAAUUUGAACCCUUCGGCGCACUAUGAACUUUUGCCGCGGGAACGGACGAGGGAGCAUUUUACAUUUCAAACGAUACUGGGACGCGAACAGACGAUUUAAUCAAUCUAAAUGUUUUUUUCACGAUCGCUGGUAAGUGAUGCUAUUAGAAUGGGAUGUUUUGAUACACCGUUGCGUGUUAAAAUCAAAUAGUGUGUGAUACAUACACAAAUUGAAACAUUUUAACAAACCUCGGUGUGCCAAUAUAAAUAUCUUAAUGUAGCAUAAACACCCGAAGCGAUUAACACCAUCAAGGAAGUCAAGAUGGGUUUUGUGAAUGACAAAAUUUUGUGCCUGAGAGUGCUUCAGAAACAAUCUACGCUACGGUACCGAUUUUUCUAUUGCCUAGAAAACUGAAAGGAUCGUUUGGAAGAUGGGUUUCGAAGGAAGUAUCUUGGCAGCAGGGAGAGUAGUAUCAUUUCUCCGCGAUCCUCGCGUCCAGCUCGUUUGAAGUGUGGUGAUGCUUCUGCAACCAUCAAUACCGCUACCAUAAAAAAAGACACGCUAGAAAAAAGACGCCCCUCUUUAGUGACCAGUCCGGAUCAUACAAUGUUUUGCUUUUUUUUUUUAUUUGUUAUCUUAUAAUUCUAAUUAUAAUUUUCGUACAUCCUCUUUCAUUUACACACAUACACGCGCCUCAUAGAUGUAAUAGUUCUUACGUCUUUUUUUGGCCGGUUUCAUUUUGUUUUCUCUCUCCUUACCGUCAUCUCCAUGCCGGUUCAACAACAUCCUUGCCUUGUGUUGACAGAAUGCUCAUCGCAACGAAUCAAGUAAAAAAGUACAAAAAACAUUUUUUUAUAUAGUUCUUUUAUUUUUUGCUUUGCUCAUUUCCUUCCUUCCUUCAUAACUAUUCAUUUAAUUACAUUUCAUUACUAUUAAUUUCAUUGCAAAACAUUUCAAUAGUCUAUUGUCACUAAAAGGUGGAAUUACUUGUAGUCGAGUUUCUCGAUAUGUAAAACUGGAACUUUUAGGUUGAUCUUCAUUUCAUUAUUCCUUGUGUUGAACAUUACCAUUGUUUUUCUUUUUUUUUUGAAUUCCUGAAUUGUCGGUACCUGAAUAUUGAUGGCUUAGCCUGAGUGUGUGCCAUUCUAUUUAAUCGUUUGCAUUGGAAAAUAUCUUCAUCCUCCCAUACACAUAUCCAUUUAUUUCUCCAACCAUUCUAUUUCAUUUAUCUCAUUUUCAAAGAUAUUAUAAAGGACUGAAAAAAAUACAAAAAAAAACAGUUGAUCGUUUUCCUUGAAAUUCUGCUUUUAACAACACACACACAACGAUUGGAUCGGCAUGGAGAGGACCCGUAUCUAUUUGUUUUAUUAAAUUCAUCAACGUUCCUCGUUGUGACCCUUUUUUCCUUAUUUUGGGCGAGCGAGUAACAGGCUAGUCCAUCGCGAGCAAAACCCUUGUAGGUAAAAAGGCGUUACACAAACAUUUGCGCGAACCAAAUAGGGACGAGGAGAAGAAAAUAUAAUGAUUUUAUCAUUCGGAACGUAACGUAUGGUACACACGUAAUACCAAAUCAACCAAGAGAGAGACAGUCUAGCGCGCGUGGGUGUGUGUAGAGGAGAGAGAAUGGACAACACUAUUAUAUAAAUAUACACCUUUAAUAGAGUGUGGAUUUGACAAAAAACUAAAACCAAACGAAGCCGCCAAGCCAGAAGAGAAGAAUAAGGACAUUUUGAAUGGAAUAUCCGGUUGUGUGCCACUAGAAAAUAAUGAUGGUUCUCAUGGAGAAACUUGCUUGAUAAGUUGAAUGAGAUAAAAAGAGAGAGAGUGUGUGUGUCGUUGAGCGCGCUGAGAACUGUCGUUGCGUUGUGGUGUGUCCCCCGACACCUUAGUGUGUGUUUUUGUGUGUCUUAACUGUGCUGUUGGCUUUCUUCAGCCCAGCCUGGUCUACACCCCACAAGACCAAGGAAGACCGGGCCCGAAGCCUGCGAAGCAGAUGAAGCAUUUUUUCCGUUAUGGUUUUUUUUUGUAUUUAGAAUUUAGAACCUUAAGGCUUCGAGUACUUCGUUCUGUAUAUUACAGAGCGCGUAAGGAGGGUACACUGCUACAAGGGAGCGAACGUUUCGUGGUACUGAAUUUGAGGGCCUACCCAAUUUGCAGUCCCGUAACGGGCUGUUUCCCAACUCCCCUAGAAUUAGGGGGUCGUCGUCGUCCUUCCGGGCUCCUAGCGGUGAAGCGGUUUGUUGGCGUACGAGAAAGUGACAACAUCUGCCACAUACGCGGGGAAAGUCAAUUUUCUUGUUCGAUGUGAAAAAGAACGAAACGAUUGACCAAGUAUUAAACCGUCUGCUUCGCAGGCGCUUCGUGUCCGGGCUUGCUGACCCGGUCCGGAGGGAAGUGCAUCACUCCCUUUGUGGGAGAAUCGCACUGAGACAUUGAUUUCCAUUGAUGAGAGAAGCGGCCAUAUACAAAAGCGGACCGUAUCGCCUUCGUUGGAAAAAUGGCCACACUUAACGCGCUACAGGGAAAGGUGGGCAGUUCUCGACCGAACCAACAUACCAGAAACCUACAGAUAGAGCCCAACAAAGAAAAGAACUCUAUUAUACCCGCUCACCACCACACACAUACAUACACCGUUGCAACCAAUUUUUAGCCUAAACCGUAAAGAAAAAUAGACAUACGAAGAGAAGUUUCAAUAGUACCAACAAAACGGAUGGGUGGGUCGGAUGAUAUACGUAUCUUAUGUGCAGUAAAAUAGAGCAAAACUGAUACACAUCACCCAUUACACACACACACACAAAUCACAAACAUACAACUCCAAAUGACGACGGUGUAUAUUGUGCAUGCCAAGUGUAUUUGAAACGAUAAAAGCAAGCAACAACAAAAACCGACCGAGUCUUAGAAGUAUAAUAUUAAUGUUAAAUUCGAAACUGCUAGUGGGUGGUACUAAGCAUAAGUGAAGACAGUAGAGCAGCAGCUGCAGCAGUGGCAAUGCAGCGAGAGAGAGAGAGAGAGAUAGAGAGUGGUAAAGGGAGAGCAAGAAGUGAGAGUAAACAAAAAAAACAACACAGAAGAAGUCAGAGAAGAAGGCUAAGGAAACAAUUGUACAGUCAAAAGCAGCAAAACAAAACGAUUUGAUAUCAUUGCGUGUGCGUGUGUGCAAAACUAAACAGGAAGUGUAGUAGAGCCUCGAAGUUCGAGACACACAGGGUUCGAGCUAAGUAAUAGCAAAACAAAACUGCGAAAAUAACCGUAAAAUCAAGAUUUAGAAAUGUUUGUAAUUGUUCUGUGAUCCCCCUUUAACUGAUUUACGGUUUUGCUGUCUGCUUGAUCCGACUCCCGCUUGGGCGGUGAAAGUGAAGAUCCAAACACUACACACAAUCAGCACAGAGGGGUGGGGUGGUGGGGAUGUGCAUCCCUGCCAUAUGUCCACAACAGCAUACAGGGUACGCGGGAAUGUACGGUCCUUUGCAAUACGCGACAGACACCACACGCACGUGGUGUCAACAUCUGUUUGUAUAGCCUGUACUUCCUGCCCGUACAUACGUAUGUAUGUGUGGUUGUGUGUGUGUGCAUUUUAAAGAAAAUAUAGGUAAAACAAAAUAGACAAGGGGGGGAAGACCGAGUGUUGUACGCUCAAAGGGGAGACGGAAUCAAAAAGGCAGCGCAGCCAUCAUCAAUUUAAAGAAACAACAAUUGUAUGAAACAACAAUAACAAGGAAAAUCAACACUACACAUAUAAAACCUUAUACUUGAUCAUCAUUGCAAUCAUAUUUUGUGUAACAAGAAGAAGAAGAAAAACACACAGAAAAUUGAAGCGAAGAAUUGAAUGUGAAACUUUGUACGAAAAAGGAUACGCACCAAAAUGCCGUAAAAUGGGGUUUGCAGACGGGAUAUCAUUAUGCAGCAAAUAAUUAUGGUGGCAUAAUACCACACAACAAAUCACACUCUUGUCAUCAGCUCAUCACCGUUUUCCUUUUGACCGUAAUAUCAUACUUACCUUUUACCGAAGAGAGUUCCCCGCCUGGUGACGUCAAAUCUGUAGCAUAUAAACUUUAAAAAAAACUUACCUGCAAUAAAUGCUCACCCACAGAUACACAGUUAGAGGUUAUGGUUUCUGUUGCUAACACCAGGGCUAGCGCGCCCAACCGGCGGCCACGUACAUUCUCAAUUUUAGCUGCUAGUAUUUUGGUCUUGCAAUACCUUCCGCAACAUGCAAUAACUGCUUAGGUUGUUGUUGCUUCUCUCUCACUUUCCUUUUGCGUACAUUUAAACUGCUUUUGUUACCUAAAAAUUAUAAACCAUCAAAAUCUUAUUGCAAUAUUAUCCAUACAAGAUUACCACAUUUUUCAAUAAAUAACACGUUUACGGGCCACGGUCCGGGGCUGGCCACAGAAGUCGGUGUGUUAUCGCAGAACCACACUUUUACACACAAAUAGCAGCAACACAUUCACACUCAUCACACACACGGAAUAACGAUAAAAAACCAUUGCUCCAAAGUUUCAAUGUCAAAUUAACCAAAUUAAUAAGUGCAUGUAGAGAAGCGAAACAAAAACCGCCCCGCGCUCGCGCCGUAAAGCAGCGAGGGAGCGUGAAGAGGAGUGCGAAGGAGGGCGACGUAGCGCCAAAUGUAUUGUGUUGUGUGUCUGCCGGUGGGGCGAGGAGGCAAACUGCUCACCCACUGCGCAACUACCACCCACAGAGGAGAGACAGAUUGCGCGCUCGGUUUCCCUCUGCCCUGUAAGGUGUGAUGUGUUUAUAACAACUAGUAGUGUUUAAUAAUCGGCUGAAAUGUAUACACAAAUUGUUCAAAUUUACCGUCUCUCUCUUUAAACCAUACUUUUGCUUGGAAAAUGUCUAAAAAUGCGACUAGCGUGAUUUUAUUUCCCAGCCAUUCUCAUUUUGGCUUUCAAAAAUCCCCGAUGCAUAUGUGCUAGAUUCUUUGUACUUAAAAUUCUUUAGUUUUUUGCGUUUUUCUUAAUCUUCUUAGACAAAAAUCAUGGAAUAUAUAAAUAUGUAAACAGAAACACACUAAAAUGCAAAUUAAAUAACAAACGGGCAGGAUUUCGCAUUGCAAAACAUAGAGCGAGAGAAGAGUGUUUGGACUCGUUUCGUAUUAAUUUUCCAACCCGUGUUUUCUAAAUCAAACUCUCCCUCCUUCUCCACUCAGUCGUCAUAUGAAUACUGCGCGGCAUCCAUAUACCCUACCCCCCUUACAAUCAACGCAAAAUCUUUUUUAGGGAACAAGAAACACAAAGAAAGCAGCAAAUAAUAAUGAUACGCUCAGGAGAAAACCGAGAAAGCAAUAGGCAGAGCAGGAAGCAGACGAAAGCGUAGAAUGAAUGGUGUUUUUGACUAAUACAAAGCAAAAUAUGCAGUAUAAUAGCCGAUCUGGCAGCAGAUCUAGAAAGCACAGAAAACGGACGAGGAAGAAACAUUAGAAAGAAACACACACAAACACAAAACUCAGUUGUAAAAUUUCCAUUUUUCAAUUUUUGUACGAAAAGAUCGAAGUAGAGUACCAAAACAAAAAGAAACAAAAAAUAGCACAUUAAUGCUCUACUUCGCAAAAUCCUACAAUCAAAAGAAAAAAAGAAAACAACCAACAACUUACAAAAGAGCAUUUGUAUGAUGCCACCAUAACAACAAUUACUAUCAAAAAAAAAAGAAUAUCCAUCGAUAGAUAAAACAAGAAAUAAAGAAUAUUUCUCAUUUCUACCCCUCCUUCCCACAUUCAUUCCUUUCCUGAUAAUAGUCCCCUAUCCUUUUAAAACAAAUCCCCCAAUUCCCCGGCCCUCAUGGCGUCCUUCCCAAGUUUUGAUCCAAUAUCCAUCCCUCCCUGCCAUGAGGACCAACCCAAA
Molecule: messenger RNA, 12957 nt
Organism: Anopheles arabiensis
Lineage: Eukaryota; Metazoa; Arthropoda; Insecta; Diptera; Culicidae
Product: homeotic protein Sex combs reduced
Exons: 4
Coding region: 657-1541 (294 amino acids)
Cellular component (GO): nucleus
Source: RefSeq, a predicted model, not a curated record